Molecule: messenger RNA, 657 nt
Organism: Mesorhabditis belari
Lineage: Eukaryota; Metazoa; Nematoda; Chromadorea; Rhabditida; Rhabditidae
Source: the annotation of a GenBank genome assembly
AUGGGAGCGAAGCAUCAAAUUGGACUUUUUUCUCUUUUUCUCUUUUAUUCCCUCAUUUUCACCCAUCAACCGGAAAUCGGACCGAUUCCAUGCCAACGAAUCUUUCAAAACUACUCGAAUCAAACGAUUGCUCAAGGGUUGCUGGUAUGUAAACAGAUCAACAACGUCAGCAAUUGUCAAAAGAAAGUGAAAAUAGCGGAGAGAUGGGUGAAGAGCUCUUGGAACGCGACAAUGCCCUUGAAUUUGACUCAAUUUGUGAAGGAAUCUUGUGUGGUCGACAGAUAUAUGCAAACACGUCACUUUCCUAACCUUCGCAGACUCCCUAACAUGACUAAGAAGAAUAUGAAAACGGUCAGAAAUCAAUACUAUAUGACUCUGAAUCAAACGGGCGACCCAAAUCAGGCAAUGGUGAUGGUGAUAGCUUUGCUCGGAUUUGUGUUGACAAAUCCCGGAAACCCAUAUUAUCCAAAUGUGCUUCUCGAAAUGGCCAGUGUCUACAAUAAAUCUCUGAGCACGAUGUCCUCGAAGUAUCAAACAUCUGUCAUAGAAGCGUACACGUAUCUGAACUACUCGAAAGCAUAUGUCCGCUUGGAUCCGGCGUCAGCCUAUCGAAUUCUUUCCAAUCCCAACUUCACCUCCAACGAUUUUCUGCGAACC